Molecule: messenger RNA, 1770 nt
Organism: Dioszegia hungarica
Lineage: Eukaryota; Fungi; Basidiomycota; Tremellomycetes; Tremellales; Bulleribasidiaceae
Product: auxin efflux carrier
Exons: 10
Coding region: 1-1770 (589 amino acids)
Biological process (GO): transmembrane transport
Cellular component (GO): membrane; endoplasmic reticulum
Source: RefSeq, a predicted model, not a curated record
AUGUCGUCCGAAGUCCCAGUCGGGACUCUUCUCAUUACCGUCUUCAACUCUAUCGUUGAGGUCUUCAUACUAUGUGUGGCAGGCUACGUGCUCUCCCGCGCCGGAGUGACCGACAAGGCGACCCAGCGCAAGUUGAACAUCAUCAACGUAUCGCUCUUCACGCCUGCGCUGCUCUUCUCCAAGGUGGCAUACAGCUUGACACCGUCAAAGUUGAAGGAGAUGUGGAUCAUACCUCUUGGAUUUGUGAUUGUUACUGGUACAUCCGCCUUGGUUGCUUGGAUAUUGUCCAAAAUGUUCCGUCUGAAGAAGUCACAGACGGCAUUUGCCAUGUGCGCAGCUAUGUUCCAGAACAGCAACUCGCUCCCCAUCGCGCUCAUCCAGUCUUUGGUCGUCGAGGUCCCCGGACUCAAGUGGGGCAGGGACGACACCAAGGACCAGAUGCUCGGUCGCGCCCUUACCUACCUCGUCCUUUACUCGACCCUCGGCAUGAUGUUCCGGUGGUCUUGGGGCGUCAAGCUGCUCUCGCAGGCGGACGACGAGGCGGAAGAGAUCAAGGAGGUCCCCGUGCCUCAGCCCGGAGCCAGCACCAUCGCCGCCCCGAACCAGGUCCUCUCGCCAGAUGAGCUUCCCCAUCCCGGUGCACGCGAGACGGACCCGUUCUUCACUACCACCAAGGCGCUUUCGCAGGACGAGGAGGACGAGCAGCGGAACCCUACUCGGCACAUGUCUCGCGGGACUGGACGAUCCGCAUCCGAGGGCAACUCGUAUGACCUUCCAGCGCCCGUCUCGGCCACUUCCGCCCACAGCAUGCACCCCGUCCGGCGCGAGUCGUCAUUGAGCGAGGCCAGACUUCGUCGACCCACCAACAACAGCCGGACCAGGAGCCAAUCGCAGAGCAGUACCCACCGCAAGCCGUUAACCCGGAGCGAGAGCGGAAGGGAGUUCUGGGGGUUGCCGCAGUUCCCCAAGCGGGAUCGGAUUUUGUUGGAGGAGGACAGCAGCGAUGAGGAUAUCGAUGAGGAGGAUGAAGAGGAGGAUCCGGAAUGGGGAAACAACACUCCACUUUCGCUACGCCGCCGCAAGUCCGGAAGCGACACUACCUCGCGCAUCAAGGUGGUCGGCAAAAAGACCAAGACGUGGUUGAAAUCUGCCCUCGCUAGCGUAAACGCCUUCAUGACAGUCCCGAUGUACGCGGCGCUCUUGUCCAUCUUCAUCGCCAUGAUCCCACCUCUUCAGGCGGCCAUGGCGAAGCUCAAGCCCGUGGAGCAGGCCAUCCGAUCAGCCGGUUCUUGUUCCAUCCCCGUUACACUAGUCGUCCUCGGCGCCUUCUUCUACACGCCUCCUCCACACCCAUCUGCCACUGGCACCCUCCCCACCAUCCCCGAAGUUCAAGAAGGCUACCUCACCCGCCAGAUGCGCAAGCUCCGCCACUUCGAGCUCGGCAACCCCGAUUAUCCGGGAGAGAACCGCGCGGUCUUUGUGGCGGUCAUCAGCCGGAUGAUUAUCACUCCGUUGAUCCUCUUGCCUGGGGUGGCGCUGUUGGCGAAGUAUGACCUGUUUGAGGCGGCAGAGGACCCGGUGUUCGUUCUCGCGGCAGUGCUCUUGAUCUCUUCGCCUCCAGCUUUGACUCUUGCGCAGAUCACGCAAGCAGCCAGCGGAGAUGCGUUCGAGCGCUUAAUCUCCAAGACCAUCUCUUGGUCGUACGCUGUUCUCACCCCGCCCCUCACUCUUGUCUACGUUGUCAUCGGUCUUGUUUUCGGGCGAUUGUGA